Sphaeramia orbicularis (orbiculate cardinalfish) is the source of this 1595-nucleotide messenger RNA. RefSeq names its product embigin (gene emb). Lineage: Eukaryota; Metazoa; Chordata; Actinopteri; Kurtiformes; Apogonidae. The transcript is spliced from 8 exons. The record is from RefSeq and is a predicted model, not a curated record. The coding region runs from base 89 to 1015 and encodes 308 amino acids.
AGGAGGGUGAGUAGUGGUGGGGAGGGUAGUCGAUGCAGCAGGCACGGAGACGAGAGACACUUCCACAGAAGACAGAAGGAUUAUAAUCAUGCCAUUCUCCUGGAAGCACCAGUUUUUUCACAUCUUUCUGCUUCUUGUCUCCUGCAGACACAUCAAAACAAAGACCCCUGGUCCGACCCCUCCACCCCUGGCUCCUAUUAGCCCCCUGCCGACAGCAGAUAGGAGUGUUGUUUUCAAAGGUGAAAGUCACACUGAGAAACUUGAAGUGUUGAAUCCUGUCAGUCUGACACUUGAAUGUGUCUGGGCGGGAAAUCACCCCAAACUGCCAAAUAUAACUGGAUUCUGGAAAAAAGAUGGGGAGGCAAUUGAAAACAGCCAUCUGACAGUGCAGCUGGAAAAUGACCAGUAUCUUAUAAAAAGAGUGUUCAAUAUUGUUAAUGAAGAAAGCCUUGGAAGUUACUCAUGCAUCUUUGGAAAUGAAGCAAAAGUUGACUUCCUUUUGGCAGCUCCACAUAUCGCUGAGGUGCGAGACAAACCCAUAGUCAGCUAUGUAGGGGAUUCUGUGGUGAUUCCUUGUAAAAUGGAGGAGCCAAAACCAAAGCCCAACACCUGGAAAUGGUAUAAGGACAAUGGGACUGCAAAGGAGCAGAUUUUUGCUGCUGGAAAGUUAGAUCGCUUUGAAAUCAAAAAUGAGAAUGGGUACACCAAGCUGACAGUGCACAACCUGACGGAGGCUGACUCCGGCUUGUAUUACUGCGGUGCAGUGUACGCCAUCGCCACCACCAUGAGCCACGUCAAACUGAAGGUCAUCAGCAUCCAGGAGCCCCUCAAACCCUUCAUAGCCAUCAUGGUCGAGGUGAUCAUCCUAGUCACCGCCAUCCUGCUGUACGAAAGGAGUCAGUCCAAGAAGAACAGCACAGCAGGAAAUGAUGUGAACACAGACCAAAGCCACAUUCAGGUGCAAGAAGAAAACAGCCUGGAAGAAAAUUCUUCGAUGAGACAGCGAAAGAUUUAAAGACUAUAAAGCUUGAGUCAUUAACACCAAAAAAAAAACCCCAUUAUCAUAUUUUGUCUUUUUCCAAAUGUCAAUAGAGCAAUAUCCUUUCAGUCCCUUUGCAAUGAUACUGUAUUGUUGAAUACUUUCAAAAUGUUUUCACAUCAGUUCAGAAAACACACUUGAAUCUUUGACUCAGCCUACUUCCUGUGGAAAACUUCAGGUGGUUUUUGUGGAUGGCCUCACUUCAUCAGAAAAGCAGCCUUCACUAUGACAACUAACACCACAGCUCCUCUUUACUGCCGUUUUAUUUGCACUACAGUUUGUGAGCAGUGCCUUAUACUCAAAAUGCAAAUAACUAACUGUACAUUCUCUGUAGUGAGUUGUCCUUAAAGUUCUGUGCCUAUUUGUGGUUACACCUUAUGUACUUCCUCAAUAGCAUGUUUCACUGCAAAUCUAUGUAUUCAGGUAUUUUAUUUAUUUUAUUUUAUGCACUUCAAGGUAGCCAGAAAGGUUGAACUUUGCUCAAAUCUUGGUAUGUUUAAGUUGGUUACCACUGUACAUGUAAUCAAGCAGAUUAAAAUGACAUAGAUCACUGUUA